Molecule: messenger RNA, 2253 nt
Organism: Rotaria sp. Silwood2
Lineage: Eukaryota; Metazoa; Rotifera; Eurotatoria; Philodinida; Philodinidae
Source: the annotation of a GenBank genome assembly
AUGGGUCAGAAAAUAUCCAUACUGUACAAUUAUGUUUGCAAUCUAAUUUCUUCCAAACGAUCACAAAAUGUUUCUUCUGCGGACAAUAAAAUCGAAGAAGGUUCAUUUAUUUUGUCACAGCCCCCUCGACGUCGCAUAAAUCAGUUUGAUAUAUGGACACCAUGUAAUCAUGAAAAAGAUUUAAUUCUUGUCUGGAUGGAUGAACAAAUUGAUAUAGAUUCAAAAAAUACAAUGCAAAUGAAAAUUUUAUUGAACAAAGUCAAUGAACAUACGCUGUUAUUUUCAAAUAAAGAUCGAUUUGUUAAAUUUGUGGAAACAUUAACAAAUGAAACAAUAUUUCUUAUAAUAUCCGGACAAGUUUCUUCUGAUAUAUUAUCAUUUGCAAAUAGUAAAGAACAGAUUCAUGCAAUAUAUAUAUUUUGUAUGCAAGAUGAUGAUUAUAAAAACUUGAUUGAUCAUUACUCAAAACUGCAUCAUGCAUACAAUAAUCAUGUAGAACUUAUUCUUGAAGUACAGAAAGGCAUUGAUAUUUACAAGAAACAAUCAAUGAAAUUCAAUUCAUUGAGUAAAGAUGAGCAAAAAUCCAUUAGUAAUUUAUCUCUUGAAUCGACCUUAUUUUUAUGGAGUUAUGUACUCAAAGAAAUUUUGAUCAAUACUGAUAAAUCAGAUGAUGCAAAACAAGUCAUGCUCGCUCAUUGUCGUUCACAAUAUCCAUCAGGUGAUCCCAUGCUAGCGCAAAUUGAUAAAUUCGAAAAAAAUUAUCAGUCGAAAGAUGCGAUUGAAUGGUACACAAAAGAUUCAUUUGUGCACAAAUUAGUGAACAAAUUAAUUAGAAUCGAAAAUAUCGAUGCAUUAUUACACCUGAAAUUUUUUAUUGUGGAUCUUUCUGCUUGCUUGAAAAUGAAAUGGGAACAGGACUAUAGCCACAGAUCGUAUGAAUCAAUUAAAGUCUUUCGUGGUGCUCAAUUAACAAAUACGGAAAUAGAGAAGUUAAAACCUGAUUGUCUAAUAUCACCAAAUGGCUAUUUCUCUAUGAGUGAAUCAUUAGAAACGGCCAGUAUGUUUGCAGGAAAUACAUUAUUUGAGAUUGACAUUGAUCCAUUGGUAGGAAACUUAAUAUUUGCUAAUAUUGCUGAAUAUAGUCAGUUUCCACAAGAACAAGAAAUACUGUUCGAUUUGGGAUGUAUGUUUAAAAUUGUUAGUGUCAUUGAGAGUAACUCUACUCAACCAUCGAUUGUCAAAAUGAUUGGUGUGAAUGAAGGUGAGCAACUUGCCAACGAUUUCUUUAAAACGAUAAAAGAGAAAAAGAAAUCUAACGGAUAUGUUGAUGGUUUAAUCAAUGAUAUUGUACAUAAAAUUGGCUAUGAACAAUUCAUUCGUCUUUAUGAAUAUUUUUUGAGGCUUUCAACAGCUGAUACACAGAAAAUUGUCAAAAAUUGUUUUAGAUUUGUGAAUUUAUAUGAAAAAUGUUGUGAUGCUUCAAAUGUGGCUGUACUAUAUGGUUGUUUUGGAUGGUUUUUGACACAGAGAGCAGAAUAUGACUCGGCUAUUGUAUCUUGCACUCGAGCAUUAUCAUUAGUAGAAAGAAAAUCAUCGAAUGGCAAUAUGACCAUUGAAAUUGCCAUGAUUCACAAUACAAUCGGUUGGAGUUAUUAUGAAAAAGAAGAUUAUAAGACUGCUUUGGACUGGUGUCAGAAAGCGAGAAAGAUAUUCGAACAAUGUUCAUAUGUCGAAGAUUCGAAAUACGUCAGAAUUCUACGAUCAGAGCAAAAUUUGAAAAAAUCUCCAUCACGUAACGCUAUUGAAUACGCCGAAAUUCUUACCAAUAUUGGAUGCAUUUAUUAUAAAAAGAACGAUUUUGUUACAGCAAUUCACUAUUGCAAAAAAUCCAUGAUCAUUCUCAAACAAUGUGAUCACAAAAUCAUAUUCGAUAGUCAUAAUCGAAAGGUAAUAGCUUCGAACUAUGAAAUUGAUAAUCAUCAUGAAACGCUUGCAGCUAAUUAUGAAGUUUUUGCCGAUGUCUAUUAUAAAAAGGAAAACUAUAAUCUUGCACUUGAAUAUUAUCAAAAAGCGCAAGUUAUAUUUGAAACAAUAACACCACGAAUACCGAUCUGUUUGCAAAGAUCACCAUCCAUUUUCGGUCGAAAUAUAAAACGUUUGCAAAAUUCUAUUCGAAUUACAGAACGAAAACUCGUUGUCAAGAACCAAAAUACUACAUUACAACAAGAAAGAGAAAGAAAACCAAUUGAUUGA